Molecule: messenger RNA, 735 nt
Organism: Aspergillus chevalieri
Lineage: Eukaryota; Fungi; Ascomycota; Eurotiomycetes; Eurotiales; Aspergillaceae
Exons: 4
Coding region: 1-735 (244 amino acids)
Source: RefSeq, a predicted model, not a curated record
AUGCAGCUUCAAACCAUCAUUGCCCUCUGUCUCUAUGCUGGCGCCCAGCAAGCUGUGGCAGCUCCUGUGGACAGAGACAACGAAGUGGCUGCCCGUGAUCUUGAAGCCCGGGCAAGCCCAGGCGAAAGCAAUGCCAACCCCAUCAAGGCCUCUGUCAACGUUCAGGGCCAGAAUCAACUACCAUUUGACGCUGACUGCUAUGCCAUUCUCUGCAAGGGCGCUGACCGUAUCCUCCAGCGUGACAGCGACGAGACGAAUCCAAACCGGAAGGAUAGCGGUGUUACAAAGACAUUUUCGGGAGGCAGCGGCUCGGGCCCUUUUAGGAACCCUCAGAAGGCCAAUGUCAAAGUUCCAGCUCCCAAGUCGUCGUGGGACUCUGGUAACCCAUUUGUGUCUCCUGAAGAAUUCCCUUUUGCCUCGACCACACAGGGAGGAAACGGAGCAUUCUUAGUGCCCGUGAACCAAGCGUCCCAGAAUUCCCAGGGCGGUGCUAUCAACGCAAUGUACGAAAAGUACGAUAUUGACACGGCAGACUGUGGUACGGCGAGCUGGUUUGAACUCUCUUUCACCGGCUCACUUGGUCCUUACUGCAAGGCCCUUAUGGCCGGAAUGACAAGCUCAGAUCCCAUCUGCCAAAAGAAUGCCAAGGACGCUGUAGGUGACUGGGGCUUUGAUGUUGGCGAGUAUGUCUACAAGUACGACGGCCACUCCUACAGAGCAGCUGGCAAGCAAUAG